Plasmopara halstedii is the source of this 948-nucleotide messenger RNA. RefSeq lists its product as uncharacterized. The record is from RefSeq and is a predicted model, not a curated record. NCBI's taxonomy places the organism in Eukaryota, Oomycota, Peronosporomycetes, Peronosporales, Peronosporaceae. The transcript has 4 exons. Bases 1 to 948 code for a protein of 315 amino acids.
AUGAGCUCGCUAUUACUGCGUCGCAGCACGUCUUCAUUGACCAUAGCAAGUCUUCGUGCAUGCGCAUCUCUACACACUUCAUCUAGCGUUUUCAACUCUCGAAUUUCCAGUCUGAAUGGAUCAAAUUCCAUACGUCCAUCUCUCAUCUCUUCUCGUACUCCAACUUUCAUCCCUCACUCAUCACUCAUAAUACUACAACAAUCAUCCUUUUCAUCUAAACGAAAGUCAUGGCAAAGCAGUAACGAUUGGAAGUCUAAACUCAAGACUGGAGGCCUCAUACUACUCGGUACAAGUGCACUCAUCGCCUCAACGUCAUUAGCGUUCGGAGUUGUAAUUAUUGGAGCAGCAGGAUUUGGAAUGUAUACUUUAUACAAGCGAAUCUUUCGUCCCUUUCAAUCCGAAAACAACACUAUCAACUCGAAUCUUGACAUACUAAACGAUAUGUUCAAUCGUAAACGACAACGUCAAAAGGUACAAGUUUCAAAUGAUCUGGAAUCACUUGUACAUGAUAUGCCAUUUCUCGUUCGAGGAUUUGUCAAAACGAUCUUUUCAGUUCUUGGUCAAACAAUGCAAAAUUCAAUGGCAAGAGCAGGAGAAGUACGACGUCGUACGAAUGAAUACUUGCAACGAAAUGAACGUAUAUGUGAAGAAAUGGGAAAUGAUGUGAGUGUUGGAGGACCGGAAACGUGGAUCGAGACAACUGUGAAUGGAAUUGGAAGCAUUGAAGCGAAGUUUCCGGUUAAUGGAGCGUAUGGGUCUACGCAUGUGAUAAUGAAAGCUUCGAUUGAUUUAGAAGGCAAGUUGAAAUUCACGGAACUUAAAUAUUACAAUCGUCAAAGUGGAAUCAAGAUUGAUCUCUUGCGUGAUUCUUCGGUAAAUGGACGACGUAAGACUGUCAUUGAUGCUGAAUAUGUUGAUUUAAAUCAAGAUAGUCGAGCUCGAUGGUAA